UAUACGAAGUGAGAACAGAUAAGUUGAGUUUGCCGAGCAGAAGGGGCAGGAGUCACAGCCCUGCCAGUCAUUUACUUUCAUUCUGUUGGGUUUACAAGUCGUCCAACUGCACAUUUUCAGAACAUCCCAUUGCAUUUCAGCUUGAGGAAGGCUGCGGCAGUUUUCAGCAUAGUGAAGCCGGUACACAAAAAGAAAAAGGAAUCAACACGCAAAGAUGAAAGACAAAGUGAAGAGAGGAGCAGCGGGAAGAACUCAAGUCAAGACUAAUGAUACUGCCAGUGCUACUUAUGGGAAAGAUUCUCCUGCUGUCAAGCAAGAAGAUGAUUCCUCAUUCCCGGUCAAGAUCCAGGGAGCAGGAGUUGAGCCUUUUGAGUUCCAGAUUUGUGGAUUUUGGCGGGUUCAAGAUGCCUUAACGACUUUGCUCUCGAGAGAUGAGGUCGCUCCGCGCACCAACCUGUCACUGACCUUCGCUGGUGUACCUCUCGACCCCCUGGCGGGAUUGCAAAACAUCAAGGGACUUAAACCUGGAGCCAUCCUGCGUCUGGUUGAGGAACCUUUCACUGCCCGCUCAGCAAGGCAGCAUUUGGCUCAAGUCGUUGAGCUUUUGCGGGCAUCUGGACCUCAGGAUGCCUUGAGAGAAGGACGUUCACCGAGCUUACUGGAAACACUUACACACGCACAAACAUCAGAAACAAGCCUUCCAAAUGGAAAGAGCCUGAAACGCUCUGCAAGCAACCCAAAACCAGAAGCAGCCAACAAUGAUUGCGCACCCCCUGAGUACCUCCUACCCGGUUCCUCCGACCGUCCGCUGAUGGCCCUACUACCACAUAGCUCCCAGCCACAGGUGCCAAGCUCCCUUAGGGACUUGUCUCUCAGCUCUUGGGACCCUCCUCCAGGACACAGGAAGCUGCAAGGAGACUUUCUGUACAUUACUGUGGUGACGACGGAGGGACAAAGGUGUGACGUCACAUCAUGUCCGAAAGGUUUCUUUGUUAACAGAUCGACACCAGAAGGAUUUGAUCCCCGCCCUUCCCAAUCAUCACCAGUGUGCCACUGCUUCACUGACCUGCUCUGUCACAUUAGCCCCGCCUUCAAACACGCUUUUACUACCAACAGGCACCACACAUCUCAAGUGGACAUGAUGCCUACUCCAUAUCAAACCCUUUGCUGGCUCGGCCCCCCCUGUGCAACCCGCACCCACAAAAACACCUUCAGUAGGCUAGGGGUAGAUGAUCAACCAGCAAACCAGGCUCCAGACUGGAACGAGGAGCUGCAAGCAGCCAGAGAUCGUCCACAAACAAGCCUGGAGGAGAGAUUGCAAAGAGAGCGAGCUCUCCUGCAGGUAAACAGUGCAUUUGUGAGGACUGUGUCCCAGGGAGCAGAGACUGUGGUCGAAGGUUUUGCUGAGCCAGUCAAUGGUAACCCGGAGGAUCCAGCUUUCCUGUUUGGUGGCCUGUUCAUGAGCCAGGGGGCAGCUAGCAUGGUGUUUGGUGGGGAGAGGGGCCGCAGGGCUGCUCAGAGACUGGAGCUGAAAGGGGUGCAGCUCUACACUGAUCUGCAUCGGCUGCAGGGGUUGCACACUCUACCUACAGCCAUUGUAGACUACAGAGGCGUGCGCCUGUCAGCCCAAGGUUUAGCUCCUGGCUUGGAAGGCACAGAGCAGGAGGAGGGAACCGCUCCUGUCUCACGGGGGUUGCUCUACGGAGUGAAUGCUGGAUUGCAGGAGUCUCCCCAUCGCAGACGCAUACUGGAACUCCUGGCUCACUCCGCCAAAGCUCUUUCUCUCCAGAGACAUGUUGUCUUAGCACCCAAUGGACAACGGGUACCACUGUUUACAUCAGUGGAUGCACAAGGACUACUGGGAGCUGACGGGCGGUUCUACAUAUUGGAUGUGUUUCGGACUUUCCCACCUGAUGCCAACUAUUGCCCAGAAGGCAGUGGUGUGACAAUAUCUGGAGAAGAGAUGCAGAAAGAAAGCUGCAAUGUAGCUGAGGAGAAGACUCUUAGUGUAAAUGAAGGCUGGCCACUGAAUUAUCAGAAAGACUUUGGCCUUCCAAAGAGUUUUGCUCACAGCCUGUGUAGGCUGAGGCCAGAGUUGAUGCAGAUCUUCAUCCAGUACAAACACACCCAGUUCACACAGCUUGUCAAGGAGAAAUUGGAUAACAAUGGAGGCUUUGAGGAAUGUGCCACAGCUUGUGACUCUCGAGCCACUGAUGCAGUACGGGCUGCUUGUAAGGAAGUGGGCUCCCUGAGUGAAAUCAUUUUUGAAAUGCGAUUUUGCCCCAAUGCCUUUUCUCCAGGAGUGUCAUUCCCCAGCAGUGAAAGUGAGUCACUGCAGAUGCAUGAAAAGUUACUCCGAGAAGCUGCAGCUUUCAUUAUCACUCAUCAGAUACCAGCCUUUGUGGAGUUUUGUCUACAAAGCAAUGAGACCCCAAUGGAUGGCACUUCUCUAAAGGGAGCCCUACAUGAGAAGGGCAUUAACCUACGCUACCUGGGCCAUGUCGUCAAAACUAUCAACCAGUCAAAACACAAGGAGCGCCUACGGCAUUUAAUGAGAUUAGUCAUGAGUGAAAUAUUAAUGCGCUCAACAAGAAGAGUUUUCAACAGUUUCCUUCAGGGGGUGGACAUGCCUUGUCUUGCUACAGCGGUCAGUCACUUCCUGUGCUGCCUGUUGGUUCCUCACUUCACAGCCACCGCAGUGGGAGAGGAGACAAAAAAGAAGUCAAGGCGACGUGGCAGAGGACCCGGGGCCUCUGAGAGUACACCCUGGAGCACGCUUACUGCGACCGAGCUGUGGAACCAGGUCUGCCAGGAUGCUGUUGAAACAUACAGCCUCUCUGACAGUCUCGGUUCUGGUCUGAACCAACUGGUUGAACGCUUCAGGCUUCAGAAGAUCUCCCUGCUAAGAGAGUUCUGUUUAAAGACUGGAGUACAGCUGAGAUUGAGGGACUACUCAUUUGACAGCCAAAGCAAAGCUCCCAUUGGACCAGACGACAUUAUCAACAUCUUCCCCGUUGUCAAACACAUUCAGAUGCCCACUACAGAUGCUUCGAAGGCAUUUCGUGCUGCACAGGUCUACUUUGAAAAAGGUUUGUUGGAAUCGGCCCAUGAACAACUAAAAGAUGCUGCAUAUUUGUAUGGUAGAGUGUGUGACGAUCUCCAUCCUGAGGCAUGUUAUUGCCACAGCCUGCUGGCCAAGUUAGCAUUUCUGCAGGGCAAAACUGCUGAGGCUCGCAGUGUCCAAUUGAGAGCAGUGGUCAUCAGUGAGAGGGUUCUCGGGUUUGACCACCCAUUCACUAUCCACCAAUAUGCCCUCUUGGCUGUAUACGUCUGUGCUGGAGGGGAGACCAACCUGGCCCAGAAGUGCCUGCUCAGAGCACGUCUACUUCUGCUAACCAUCCAUGGAGAGGACCACCCAUACAUUGCCAGGCUAGAUAAUUGUCUUGGCUUGCUCUUAAAAGGGGACCAAGCAGGGAAAUACUUAAAAAACGCCCUCAGAAUCAAUACUUCCUUCUUCGGCCCAACAAAUCUGCACACUGCCCUCACUCAGCAUCUGCUGUCCCAGUGGCUGUGCAGUAAAGGAGACUACCGAGCUGCUAUGAAUCAUGAAAAGGAGGCCCUGGCUGCUUUUACAUCAUUGUUUGAUGAGGAUCACCCUCAGACACAAUGCAGUAAAGAAUUUCUGUGCACAAUUACAAAGCAGGCAGUGCAGGUAGAACGCUCCCUCAGACAGGCGGGAGCUAAUGCCACAGAACAAACAGUGGAGUGCCUGACUCCUACAAGUGAGACUGUUCUGGAGCAAAUGGUUCUCGUCACUGGGAUCAAGAAGAUUGCGGUCAGUGACAAGUUCCAGGAGUACAAGCAGAGACACAAGGAACUGAAGGCAGCCGUGGCAAAAGAGCUGGCAAGCAAAGCAGCUAACGAGCUUUUUGAGGUUAUGAACGGGCAAGAGAAGGAACUGCCUCAAGAUGCUCAAGAAACAGGAAGUGGCGAGAAAGUUCUAAACAGAGGAACCCUGGUUGCGGAGGAAAUUACCCAUAGUCAGCGAGAGGAAGAAACCUCACUCAACACCGUCGGUCCCGCUAAUGGUCACAUGGUAGAGGAGAAAUCAGAAGUGGACGGUGGCGAGGCAGAGCCCAGCCAAAGGGUGGUUUUGGAUGCUGAAGUCAAAACGGAGGAUUGUGCUGAUGGUGACUCAACUGCAACAAAUGGGGUCGAAGCCACUGGCGAGAUGCCGUGUGACCAACCAGACGAGACGAAGACAGACGAAGUUACUGGGAGCCCGAAGAGUAAGGGGACAUGGGCAGAUGUUGUCUCAAACAUGACCGCAGCUGGUGAAUCAGGAAGCAAUGGUGUGGAAAACAUAUCUGUUAACGGAACCGAUCAAGUUUGAAGACAUCAGACCAAGGAAAUUAGUGUAGCAGCCCACUGUAAGAUAAACUGAGACAUGAUGAGCUUUACCAUGUAUGCAUGCUGGGGUGUGUCUGUAUGCCUCCGUGCUACUUUUCUUUUAACAAUAAACUUUUUACCAUGGUGCUUUUUCGCCAUUCAA
Messenger RNA from Hippocampus zosterae (dwarf seahorse), 4552 nucleotides. Its product is annotated as clustered mitochondria protein homolog. The coding region runs from base 215 to 4393 and encodes 1392 amino acids. The transcript has 28 exons. Gene Ontology annotation, cellular component: cytoplasm. Gene Ontology annotation, biological process: intracellular distribution of mitochondria. NCBI's taxonomy places the organism in Eukaryota, Metazoa, Chordata, Actinopteri, Syngnathiformes, Syngnathidae. The record is from RefSeq and is a predicted model, not a curated record. Gene Ontology annotation, molecular function: protein binding; mRNA binding.